Molecule: messenger RNA, 5074 nt
Organism: Patella vulgata (common limpet)
Lineage: Eukaryota; Metazoa; Mollusca; Gastropoda; Patellidae
Product: serine/threonine-protein kinase Nek2
Exons: 9
Coding region: 156-1820 (554 amino acids)
Biological process (GO): protein phosphorylation; chromosome segregation
Cellular component (GO): nucleus; centrosome; cytoplasm
Molecular function (GO): protein kinase activity; ATP binding
Source: RefSeq, a predicted model, not a curated record
UGGACAGGUUUUGUUCAAGUCGAUUUUGAUUGGUCGCACAUGUUUAGACAGGAAAAAGUAAACAAGUCCAGUUGAUAGAAAGAGUGGACACACUGAAAUGGAGACAGACUUUUGAUAUUUUAUUUAUUAAUCUUUGGUGUAUAUUUUUGGCAAAUAUGUCUGUUAAUUGUGACCCUGCCUCUGGCAAACACUCAAGUGCAUUAGAAAAGAACAUGGAAGAAGAAAUUGAAAAAAUAUCCUUAUCAAAAGCAAUCAAAAUUGCAAGUAGUGUCAGUAGGUCUAAUACUGACAGACUUGGUAUCAAUGUGAAAAUUCAGUCGGACUUGGCAGGUCCAGAACCUUCAUCAAAAUGUGAAAUAAUGGAAAAGGGUGGAUCAGCAAACCUGGCAUCAUAUGUCUUCCAGACACCAAGAAUGCCGACCACCGUGGGUUUAGAUGAUUUUGAAGUUUUAUCAACAAUUGGAACUGGAUCUUAUGGAACAUGCAAAAAAAUCAGAAGAAAAAAAGAUGGAAAGGUGUUGGUAUGGAAGGAGAUGGAUUACGGAUCAAUGACAGAAUCAGAGAAGAAAUUAUUAGUAUCAGAAGUUAAUUUAUUAAGAGAGUUGAAACACUGUCAUAUAGUUCGUUAUUAUGAUAGGAUUAUUGAUCGAUCUAAUACAACUAUUUAUAUCAUUAUGGAGUAUUGUGGUGGUGGAGAUUUAGCAACACUUAUAUCCCGAUGCAGGAGAGAUGGGAUAUAUGUUGAUGAAGAAUUUGUCUGGAAGAUUGUUAUUCAACUCACUUUAGCUCUAAAAGAAUGUCAUCGAAGAAAAAAUGGAAAAGCAGUCCUACAUAGAGACUUAAAACCUGCUAAUGUCUUCCUCGAUUCCGAUCAAAAUGUAAAAUUAGGUGAUUUUGGGUUAGCUAGAGUUCUUCAUCAUGAAACCAGUUUUGCCAAGACGUAUGUCGGCACGCCUUAUUAUAUGUCACCUGAAUUGGUGAACAAUAUGUCGUACAACGAGAAAUCUGACAUAUGGUCGUUAGGUUGUAUGAUGUAUGAAUUAUGUGCCCUUCAUCCACCAUUCACGGCAGCCAAUCAGACAGACUUAAACAGAAAAAUACGACUAGGUGACUUCUCUAGAAUACCAAUGAAAUAUUCUAGUGAUCUCGAUAUGAUUAUCAGAAAAAUGAUACAAGUUGAGGUAUCUAAACGACCAGGAAUAGAUGCUAUAUUAAAUGAACCACUAGUUAUAUCACAUCAGACACACUCUGAUCGUAGACUGACUGGUAGUUCCGAAUCACCAUCACGAUUUAGUCUAGAAUCUGGAGAUGGUAAUAAACGAUUAGAGGAGGAGUUACGUAAUAAACUUAAAUUAUUAGAAUUGAAGGAAAGAGAAAUGGAAAGUAGGGAAAGAAGUGUUGCAUUAAGAGAAAAAUUAGCUGAUGAUAAACUUAGAAGAGCUUUAGAGUUAUACCAACAGUGUAAGAAGCAGGACUCACCGUCUAAUGAUGAGAAUAGAUAUAAUAAAUCUCCGUCACCAGUUACAGAGCUGUUACAACAAUCUCCAUCUUGUUUAUCGAAAGGAAAGAAAGACAUCGAUUCACCGAAGAAACACGUUAGUUUUGAUAUGUAUGGCAAGGAGAAUCUUCGUAAAAAAUCGAAGUACACAGAUUAUGGAACUCGUGAUUAUGAUAAAUACACAGAUAUUUACAGUAGAGAGUUUACCAAAAGACAGGAAGUUAACGACCGUCUGUUUCAGGCCAAGACACGAGCGUAUGAUAUCGGAACUAUUGGAGUAAAUAAUAAAUAUAAAUCAAGGAAUCUUCUCUAUUUUAGAUAAUGAUUAUUGAUAUUUUGAGUCACUGCCUUUUAGUAACAAAUUAACUGGUUAUGGGCAACUCCUUUCUUCUGGUUUUAAAGAACGGGGAAUUCGACAAACUGGACUUUACUGAUCAAGUAGCACACCCCCAGCCCCUUUAUUAUAUGCCAAGUUAUUUUCUGACGUGGUGUCCCCUUGUCAGUGGUGCAGGAUGGAGGUCCCGUGUACACAUUGGCAUGCACAUAAAAGAUCCCUUGGCAGUUGGAAUUCGAUGUAAGAGUAGGCCAUAGCGCCGCUGUCCGAGCCAAAUUUCCCUCAUAGCACACUGUAUGGCGUAUGCCCGUCUUCAUUAGCCCUGUCGUAGCAGAACAGUAAGACAUUAAACCCCAUUUUUCAUUUUAUAUAUGCAAUUUGUCUAUUUGAACUUUUUACUGUGAUCCCUAUUUGCAUAGGUGUAUUAAUCGGUGUCAAUUUGGGCUACAUGUGUGUCCAAAGAUAUAAUUUUGUGAACAAAAAUAAUUUUCGUACAGGUGAUCAUUGUUCACAAAGUUUAAAGCCCUUCCAUAGGAUCCCAUAUCCAUCUCUCUUUUCUUGUUGCACCCCAUCCAUCUCUAAAAUUUUGUUUUCUCAGCUACCUCCAAAGAAAGGGGUUACUCAUAAUUAUUUAAGAAUAUUAGCAAAUAGAUCUCAAUAUGAUUAUUUUAUAGUAUUUAUUGUUGGUAGUAUUAAUCUUGACUGAUAUUUUAUUAAAAUGGGGAUAUAUAUAUAUAUAUAUAUACUAGAACUUUACUAUAAACAUUGACUAUAUACUAAGAGUUUAAAUGGAGAACGAGGGCAACCAUUUUAUUUAUUUUGAGUAAAAGGUAUUUAAUAUGCCACAUAUCCCUUUCUCAUUAAAAGUUCUAAAUUUGUGCAGCAGAAUUGGUCUUUAAAUGCUUAUAGUGACCAUAGAUACCUGACUGCACAAUUAUCUCUUUUGAGCGGGAAAGGUGUAUUACACCAUUUUGUAUAUAAAUAAGCUCUUUAUAUAUAUAGUAUACACAUAGGUUUGACAAUAAAUCAUGUUUUCACACCUGUCUUCAUGUGUUAUGGACACCUCUAAUACUUAUAUUGACCAUAGAUAUCUGACUGGACAAUUAUCUCUUUUGAGCCGGAAUGGUGUAAACCACCCGUCUACACCAUUUUGUAUAUAAAUUAGCUCUUUAUAUAUUAUAUAUACAUAGGUUUGACAAUAUAGACUGAUGUUUCGGCAAACACCCCAAAGGUAACUAUGUGCUAACUGGUAAGGAUUAAGGUUAAAAACCUCUGUAGUCAAAAUGUCAGCUGUAACAUCAUACUGUAGUAGAGGUUGUAGGGUAGAAGGGAUAAUGUUAAUAUUUUAUACAAAUCAUAUCAUGAUAUUAGUAUUCAUAUUAGAAUGCAACAUGAAAUUGUUGUGAAUCUUUUUGUCGUUAUUGUUUACUCCAAUGAACCGUCCAAGGACUAAUUGUUAUAUAUUUAUGUUAGAGCUAGCCUAUUUGUUCAAAACAUUUUCAGAAUGACAUUAAUGCUUGAAAGUGAUGACUUGUUUUGGAAUUGUGCCUUUUUAUAGAUAUCUUAUAUUGUCUCAAUAUCUAUAUCAUUUUGUCUGAUGUUGUUGUUGACCGUUUUGUUUAUUUAUGAAAAGUUUUAUUUAAAAUUAAAGCCAGUCUAUUACUUGUAUAUUGAUGGCUGUGUAUAAAAAUAUCAUUUAAAUAUCAGAUUGGUUUCAGUCUUUAGACAAAUCUCACUUUUAUUUUAUUUCUUAUUAUUAAUGUAUAAGUAAUAAAGAAGGUUAAGUGAAACGCUGAUGCAAAAUAGGUUACUCAAUAUGUAGACCAAAGCUCCGAUUUUCGAUAAUUAGGCUAGUUUAUAAAAUUAUUUGGAAUAUUAAACGGUAUAAAAUUAAUAGUUUUCAUAUGUCCACAUUUGAAUGUGGUUGUAUAUUGUUGUCGCCCCUGUCUGUCCAUUGUUCACUAGUUCUUGUAAACACUCUACAUACUACAUUCCAUCCAAUCUUUUUCAAAAUUUAUAUUUUACCGUAACACAUAUCGCCCUUGCUCAGAAUCUUGUGAAUCUCUUAACGACAUCAGUUAUUUCCCUUGAUUCUGUCAUAGAAUCUUGUCGGGGUGGUAUGUUAAUAUGAUAAGGUAUAUUUUCUUUGAAUUUUAUUUCCCUCAAGAUUCGUUACGUGACAACCUUUGAGGACUGCUCAACCUAUUAUUGCUUGGUGAAUAUGAUAUAAAUUCAAACAUUGACCAUAUUGUUAUUACUGUAUACAUUCCAUUUUUAUAAAAGUGUACUUAUACUUCAAUCAUAUCAUUCAUCCUUUGUAUUAAUUUUUCUCUAUCUUAUACAAAAUGUCCCACAAUGGUUAUGUGGGUACUUUCUUCAUAUCAAAAGAUGUUUUCUUUGAGACAUCUAAAGAAAUGGAGAUGGAUAUAGUCUUACUAAAUAACAUAUUAGUUCCAAAAAUGGAUUUUAUUCAACCAUUUUGUUUUUCUCUAAGUGCUAUUUCAUUUUCAUCUACAAACAUCGAGCCAAGAUGGCAUCUAACAUUCAUUUUUUGUUAUAAUCAUUUAGAUUACUUCAUAUUUAAAGAACCCUUUUCAAUCCUUAUCAUUGUUAAAUUUAAAUAAGGAGACUGACAAAUUCAUUGAGGUUUUAAAUAAAUGUUCCUAAGUAUCUUUAAUUUAUUAAUUAAAAUGAAGAUUCCAGGGGAAGAAUGAUCUAAGUCACAUUUUUGUCUUUUCGCAUAAAAGGCAAAACAGACUUUUGGACGAGAAUGCUUGACACGAACAGAACAACGAGUGGGUUUAAUUACAACUUCAAAAUGAUGUUUAAUACGAAUCAUAAUUACCAGUACAACAACUGACUUCAACUUUUCUGCCAAAUUAAGGUCAAAUAAAGGGUACGAUGGAGGUAUUUGUCUGGGAGGCCAUUUCAGAAGGGCCUUGGUUUGAUGUGACUCCGAACGUUUUACCUGAAAUUGAUUGUUCCACAGAAAGCUUAUACAAUUUGCUACCAGAUGGUGCCAUUAACUGGGGUUCGUUGAAAAAGUGACUUUGAUCGUUCUUCCCCGGGGCUCUUCAAAUGUGUCUUCUAUAAAAAAAGGAAAGUGGCUUUAAUUUUCUGGCCUUUAAUAUGAUGAUUUGAUAUAUAGUAUAGUUUUGUACUUGUUUGUAUUAAAUAUAUGUUUAUAUUAUAAUAAUAAACAAAAUUUUACAUUGUGGAAUAAAUGUGUAACAAAUCGCAAA